Arabis nemorensis is the source of this 681-nucleotide messenger RNA. Lineage: Eukaryota; Viridiplantae; Streptophyta; Magnoliopsida; Brassicales; Brassicaceae. The record is from the annotation of a GenBank genome assembly.
AUGAGAAUGAGUCUCGAUUUCGAUGUUGAUCUUGAGAAAGGAAUGUUAGAUUGCGACAAUGUUUUUACAAAAUCACCGGAGAAGCCAUUGAUACCGACGUCUCCAGAUAACAACCCGGUAAAAACCGGAGAAGAAACCGUCGGUUCGGUAGAAAACGAUGGAAGUCCGGUUCAAUGUGCGAUUAAUAAACCGGGAUGGGGAAGGAGCGAUCGUAAGGAGAAACGCAAGAAAUCGGCGUCGAAACCUCCACGGCCGCCGCGUGGACCGUCGCUAGACGCAGCGGAUCAGAAACUGAUUAGAGAGAUCGCUGAACUGGCGAUGCUGAAACGCGCGAGGAUCGAACGCAUGAGAGCUUUGAAGAAAUCGAGAGCGGCUAAAGCUGCGUCUGCGGCUUCUUCUCUUGGAAACGUCUUGGCCACGCUUUUCACCGCUAUCUUCUUUUUUGUCCUAAUUUUCCAAGGAUCGUCGCCGAGAGCAGCCGUAAGCUCCGGGACAUCUCCGUUAGUAGACGCCGGAAAAGCCAAUGGUGGUUUUGUGUCGGUUCGAUAUGCGGGAAAUCCUGCCGCGAGCGAACCGGGUAGAAGCUAUACCGGACCGGUUUUAGCACAAGGAUUGCCAAAUUUACUAGAACCGAUUUCCGGUUUGGAGAAUGAAAAGAAGAUGAAUAGAGUUUCACAGUGA